AUGGAAGGCAAGGAGAGGGUGAAGAAAGAUGAUAAAGUUUGGGUUCAUGGAUUGGGUACUGGGCUCAAGUGCUGUAACUUGAUUUUGGAGUGUUUAAGAACAACAGCUGGGGAGUCUAAAAGCAACCCAUGGAAUGAUUAUUUCACGCCAGCACCGAAGCAGCCUGAGCAGGAUCCUAUUCCAUCCCCAGUUCGAUCAACACCACUAGCCCCAACAGCAACUCCUAGUCUACCACCAGUUCCAGUACAACCGACUCCCGCGAUCGAGCAGUCCACUCCAGCCCAAGCUUCGACCAGCAAGAAGAGAUAUAAGAGAAUAGUGGGACGUAUACUUCAACCGUCUCCUUCUCAGCCAGAAGCAGUAGACUCAGGAUCCGAGAGCCCUUCCCCUGUCAAACGCCGCCGCACGAGGGCGUCCAACACACAUUUGUUGGAGAACAAAGUUGAAGGUUCAAAGAGUAAACCCAAUGAUGGCAUGCAAAAUAAUGCCACGGCAAAAGAAAAAACCCCACUAGCAGAAGUUGAUGACCAAAGGGAAGCUAUAGAAUUAUGCCACGAUAAUAUUUUAGGCACUGGUGAGUACUUGGAGCUUGAUGAAGAAGUCAAAGAUGAGCUUAAGGAUAUUUCAAAGGAGACGGGUCAGUCUAGUUUACUCAUAGCUAGACCAGGACGAAGGGUGUUUUGGAGGAUGAAUAUGAUGAAAUCUCAUGAGGGAACUUCACAGGCUGCUGCAAACCAAUAUGCCACGACAAAUCUAGAUGCAAUCGAGGCUCUAACAAGACGUAGUCGUGGCUCAUGUUCAUAA
Molecule: messenger RNA, 804 nt
Organism: Hibiscus syriacus
Lineage: Eukaryota; Viridiplantae; Streptophyta; Magnoliopsida; Malvales; Malvaceae
Product: alpha carbonic anhydrase 8-like
Exons: 4
Coding region: 1-804 (267 amino acids)
Source: RefSeq, a predicted model, not a curated record